AUGCGCUUCACUAAUCUCGCGUCGCGUCGCGGCGCCGCGCUCAUGCUGCUAGCACUGGCCUUUACAGGGGUCUGGGGCGAGUGCAAUACCAGUGCAUCAUCUUUCGAUUUCAUCAUCGUUGGCGGUGGCACUGCUGGACUGGCACUGGCAACGAGACUAAGUCAAGGACUGCCAGAUGAUUGUAUUCUGGUAGUCGAAGCCGGCCCGACUGCUCCAAAUGAGCUCGGUAUCAAUGUGCCAGGAAAGAAGGGAAGCACUCUUGGGUCCAAGUACGACUGGAACUUCACAACCACUCCUCAGCCUGGCCUGAACAGCCGUCGCAUCUCUGCUAACCGGGGUAAGCUGCUGGGUGGAACCUCGGCACUUAAUCUGAUGACAUGGGAUCGAGGCAGUGUGCCUGAUUAUGAUGCUUGGGAGGCGCUGGGAAAUCCAGGUUGGAACUGGGGACAAUUCAUAUCGGCUAUGUUGAAAGUCGAAAACUUCGACCGCACAAACAACGACUACGGAGACGAAGGCGUUGGGACUGGUGGGCCUAUCCAGACCCUUGUCAAUCGCUUCGUGCCCCCUCAGCAGCAUGGCUUUAAACCAGCACUAGAGAGUCUGGGUGUCCGGAGCAACCUCAACUCACUUGGUGGGGAUCCUCUCGGUGUCAUGAAUCAGCCCAGCAAUAUCCGAGAGUCGAACUACACGCGGUCCUACGCCAUUGACUAUCUUUCUCUCGCCGGUCCGAAUUUGGUUGUCUGGAAUACCACGAUCGUAUCCAAUAUCGUAUUUGGCAAGGGGAAUGAUUCCGAUUCAUUUGUUGCCACUGGCGUUAACAUUAGCGGUAGUACCGUGGAAGCUAGGAAAGAGGUGAUCCUGUCCACCGGUGCCUUCCAAACGCCAACUCUGUUGGAAUUGUCUGGCAUCGGUGAUCGUUCAGUGCUCGCGUCAGCUGGUAUCGAUGCCCUGCUUGAACUCCCUGGCGUAGGAUCGAAUUUGCAAGACCACAUUCGCAUUCAGAACUCCUACCGAUUGAAACCGAACUAUACGAUUUCGUUCGAUGAGCUCCGGACCAAUGCCACAUAUGCUGCCCAGCAACUGGCUUUGUGGGAAGAUAAUCAGUAUUCGGCGUACGACUACACGGGAAGCGGCUAUGCCUACUUGACCUGGGCCCAGGCCCUCGGGAAUGCGUCCUCGGAACUCGUUGAUCUGGCCAGACAAGCUGCAGACCCAGCCAAUGUGAUCGACCAGCACAAGCUGGCAUACCUCACCACGAAUCUGAGCACGCAGGUGCCUGAGGUUGAGUUCAUCUUCUCAGAUGGCUAUACGGGUGUGAAGGGAGCCCCGCCAGCUAGCUCCGCCGACUACGAUUCACACUUCUUCACUCUUAUAGCCGUCGUACAGCACCCAUUCUCAAAGGGCAGCGUACAUAUCAACGCGUCGGACCCGACUGGGAAGCCCAUAAUUAACCCGAGCUAUUUGUCGAACUCGUACGACCUCAGAGCCAUUGUGGAAGCCACCAAAUACAGCCGGAAAAUUGCGCAGAGCGUUGGCUUAAGCGAGGCUUGGGUGGACGAGUAUGAGCCCGGGUUUGAUGUGACUACAAGCGACGCUGCGUGGGAAGAGUUCGCAAGGAAUACAACGCUGAGCAUCUAUCACCCUCUUGGCACUUGUGCCAUGCUUCCAAAGGUUGACGGUGGCGUGGUCUCGCCGGAUCUGAUAGUCUAUGGCACGGAAAAUCUGCGUGUCGUGGAUGCCUCGAUUAUUCCUAUCCAGCCCUCGGGUCACAUCCAGACCAUGAUUUAUGGCGUGGCUGAAUUGGCCGCAUCGAAGAUUGUGGACCAGUACUCCAAGAGCCAUUGA
Messenger RNA from Diaporthe amygdali, 1845 nucleotides. RefSeq lists its product as uncharacterized. Gene Ontology annotation, molecular function: flavin adenine dinucleotide binding; oxidoreductase activity, acting on CH-OH group of donors. The transcript is spliced from 2 exons. The record is from RefSeq and is a predicted model, not a curated record. NCBI's taxonomy places the organism in Eukaryota, Fungi, Ascomycota, Sordariomycetes, Diaporthales, Diaporthaceae. Bases 1 to 1845 code for a protein of 614 amino acids. Gene Ontology annotation, biological process: secondary metabolite biosynthetic process.